CUCUCUCUUUCUUACACUCGUUAUUCUCUGUUGCUGAAAGGUAAACAAUCGAUCUCUUCUUCUUCUUGGUUUUUAAUAGCGGCUGGCAACCAGCGUAAUUAGGUGCAUUACUGCCACCUUCUGCUCUGGAGUAUGGAACAGAAACAACCGAUUUGAUUGGCUUGGCUUUUGAUGACGCUCCUGUCAUAAUAACUAGAUUAACUCCACAGGAACGAAAGAUUUAUCUUUUUAUUAAUAUCAAAGAGCUUAUAUAAUCUUAGGAUAUUAGAUUAUAAUAAGGAGAUGCUUAAUAUGAUAAUAUUAGAAUUUUAACGGGUCCGGGCAGAACCGUCACUCGGUCCGCCAUUUGGUCCGCCAUUUGCGAUAAAAAUGAAAUUUGAAAUAGGCUUAAAGUGAAUAAAGAUUUUACUAAAGUAAAUAUGAAGUCUAGAGAGGACUAGACUAGAACAGGAAGUGGGUCCAGUGAGUCUGCAUCAGCAGUGAAGGUGAAAGUGAAAGCAUUUCAUCUUCAUGUGUGUGAGUUCUUCUAAAGCAGCAGAUAAAGAAUCUGAACCUACUGUACAGGAAGAUAAAGAUGGCAACUGAGAACGGACAUUCAUCAUUGUUGAGUUCUGGGAAGUCUGAAGAAUCAGAGGGUGCAUCUGCAUUAUGGACUGAAAAGUCAUAUUUAAAGUUUAAGCUGAUUUUAUCUGGAAAAACACUGAAUUCCCACGAGGACUUCAUAACUCAUCUUAACCAACGAGUUCACCUGAAGGAGGUGAAUACAGAGGAUGAGUGUGAUUUUAUUCUGGGUUUCUGCACGAUUGUGUCACGAGCUGGAACUGACAUUGAAGCAGCAAUGAAACGUCUACACAAUAUUUCAGGCACCAAACCUGUAGUCCUGGUGGUGCUCCAUCACACAUUUGAUCCAGAGUGUGUUGUUCCAGACAGCAUCAAAUGUGUAAACAGAAAGAAUAUGAUCGCAGUCGACUGUCUGUUCUAUGAAGAUAAAGGAUUACUGCAGUGUCUGAAGAAUAAAGAAUCACUGGACAAAACUUCACAAUAUCUGAAGGAAUAUAUAAACUGUGAAAACAUGAAAAGGCAAAAGGAAGUCAGAAACAGUGCAAGAAGCAUUAAAAAGGAAGUUACAGGAAUUGAAGGUACAAAUAUGAAACCAGAUCAAACAACUAAUGUUUCAGAGGAAAGCGGAAAUUCUCAACCUGAGAGAAAUAAACAACUGAACCCAGAACACCUCGACACUGACAAUGUGGAGGACAUGGAGCAAAAAAACGAGAGUCAGGAAACAAUAAUGAAACAGAAUUUAAAGAGAAAUAAAGAACCUCUGACAGAAAAUACACAAACACUUCAGAAGAAGGACAAGACACUGGAAGAGAAGGAGAAACAGCUCAGUGAAGUAAGAGAAGAAUUGAGAAAAUCAAAUAUGAUGUUAGAAAAGAAUCAGACACAAUUGAAGGACAAAGAGAGACAACUGGAGAGUGUGGUGAAAGACCUGGAAACCAGUACAAAUAAACUCACAGAAAGAGAUAAACAACUUCAGGAGAAUGACAAACAGCUCAAACAGACAAGAGCUGAACUGGACAAAACAAUUAAGGAGUUAGAAGACAGGCAGCGACACGUGGAGGAGAAAAACACACAACUAGAGAAUCUGAACAAACUGCUGAAGGAGAAAGAAACACAGCUGAAGAACACAGAUAAAGAGCUGGAAGCCAGUACAAAUAAACUGGACACACUGGGACAGGAGCUGCAGGACAAGCAGAGACAACUGGUGAGUGCAGUAAAAGAACUGGACACCAGUACAAAUAAACUCACAGAAAGAGAUGAACAACUUCAGGAGAAAGACAGACUUCUGACAGAAAAUAGACAAACACUUCAGAAGAAGGACAAGACACUGGAAGAGAAGGAGAAACAGCUCAGUGAAGUAAGAGAAGAAUUGAGAAAAUCAAAUAUGAUGUUAGAAAAGAAUCAGACACAAUUGAAGGACAAAGAGACACAACUGGAGAGUGUGGUGAAAGAACUGGAAACCAGUACAAAUAAACUGGACACACUGGGACAGGAGCUGCAGGACAAGCAGAGACAACUGCAGGACACGAUGAUCAAAUCUGAGUUAGCAGAAAAAACCCAACAGCUUAAGGAGAAAGACAGACUUCUAACUGAGAGAGAGACACAGCUAAUGGAAAGAGACAAAGAGCUUCAGGAGAAAGACAGACUUCUGACAGAAACUAGACAACAACUGGAGAUGAAGGAUGAGACCCUGGAACAGAAGGGCACACACUUUUUUCAGCUAAAGAAAAAAGUUAAAUGCUAUGAAGUCAUUCCUCCAAAGGUACAAGCACCUUGUGAACAGUUCACAAAAGAACUUAAAAAAAUAAGAAAAUCUAUGAAGAUGUCUACAGAGGAGAAGUGUAAAGCAGUUCUAUAUUAUGUCCACAAUGUUUCACGAGCUGGAACUGAUAUUCAGACUGCACUGCAAAAACUUAACAGCUUUGGAGACAAAUACAUCGCAAUAGUGAUGCUCCAUCAGACAUCUGAUCGAGAGCUCAUUACACCAGACAGCAGCAGAACUGUGACCAGAGAAAAAACUUUCAUCGUUGACUGUCUGUUCAGUGAGGACGAGGGACUGUUCUCGUGCCCUAAGAAUGACGAAGCGAUAAAAAAGGUUGCACAUUGGCUUAAGAUUGUGAAACACGACAAACAGGACCCUAAGGAAAAAAAAAGUGAAGCCAGUGAGGAAAAUGAAGCAAUAACAACCGGACAGAAAAAUGAGCUAAAGGAAGGGUGGCUCUUACAACAGAAUACACAGGUCACAGGUCACAUAAUGGACAAAGCUGCAACCAGUAGAUGAAGUUACCGACUUGGUAUAAACUAUUCUGUAUUAUCUCUACUUAUAGUGACUUGCCCUCUUCUUUUAUGACUAGUUGUUGAUACGGAGCCGCACUUUGCUGAGGUAGACUUGCCUUGUCAGUCUUUAGACAUUUGUACCUGCCCUCACCCAUCAAACCUAGAAGGCGUGAUCCCUCUGGGAGCAGUAAGCAUUUGGUAACAAAGAAGGUGGACAGGUUUUUUUUCUUUCUUUGUACUAAAAUACCAAUCCAUUUGAACAAAAUAUCAUUUCAUGAAAUUUUAAACAGCUUAAUGACAAUAUAAUGCCUGUUAAAAAUACAACAUAAUUUAAUUGUAUAUGUAUUUGAUCAACUUGGGAUAAAAAGUGCAAUAAUUUGGUAUUUUGUUUUAUACCAAAUUGUUAAAUGUCUUAAUAACAGGAAACAACUUUUUCUUUUUAACUAGUAGGGCAUGACGUUAAUGUUCCUUUCUUUUCCACACAAAACUGUAUGUAAUUCCAUUUGAGGUUCACUUUGGUUCAUGUAUAAACAAUGAUCCUUACUCUGUAUUUCUGGUCAGACCUGCUGUCAGAUCAGCUCAUGGUGUGACUGGGUGUGGAAUAACAAAGUGAAAGCACUGCAGUGUUCCUGGUUGUGCUUGUGUUCACAACAGAUUUGGGGGAAAAACUGAAAUCCUACAGUCACUGCACUGUUAGAGCAGAAUACUGACUUUACUUAGUU
Molecule: messenger RNA, 3560 nt
Organism: Tachysurus vachellii
Lineage: Eukaryota; Metazoa; Chordata; Actinopteri; Siluriformes; Bagridae
Product: restin homolog
Exons: 15
Coding region: 575-2842 (755 amino acids)
Source: RefSeq, a predicted model, not a curated record